Molecule: messenger RNA, 426 nt
Organism: Colletotrichum higginsianum IMI 349063
Lineage: Eukaryota; Fungi; Ascomycota; Sordariomycetes; Glomerellales; Glomerellaceae
Exons: 3
Coding region: 1-426 (141 amino acids)
Source: RefSeq, a predicted model, not a curated record
AUGCGCAAGUCAUCCAGAGCCCGUUCGCCCCCUCCCACUUGGCCCUUCUGGCCUCCACUCAGUGGGCCUGGAUCGGGUGUGCCGCCACCGUCGCCAAGAUCCCAUUCGCACCUCUCCAAAUUUCUCAAGGGUCCGAGGGCCAUGUCCGCUUCCCUUCUCCUGGACCAUCUUCCGGCUGCAGUUCCCGUGACUUCUCACGGAGUCAACCUCUUUUCUGUCCCCUCAGCUUUGGCCAUCCAGGUGCAUCGUGAUACGUCUGACACUGGCGUACUAAAUGCUCCACAUGCCGGCCGUCAAGCUCUAGCCGAGAAUGUCUUCUUGUCGACCCAGCCUGGCCCCGAGAACAUGCUGCGGUCACUGGUCGGCGGCUGCUGUGCCACCAACAAGGUUGUUUCAGAUGGCAUGUCUCAAGAUGGACUUAUCUAG